CUCACAUCCGCUCGCCUCGCUGUAGUGUUGGGGAAAAGGGACUUGGUGAAAACUAGCGAUGUCUGUGCAGGUUGUGGCAGCGAAAAUGGCAGAGGUCGAACUCAAAGACGUCGCGAAGGAAUUAUCCGCUGAUUCUCCCAUCACACCGACGUCGGAGGGAGUUAUCGGCAGAAACUACCCGCGCGAGGCCGGUUCCUCCACCGCAGCGUCCCCGACCGCGGAGCCCUCCGCCAAAGCCGGGGAAGGCAGCCCGGGUUUGCUCGCCCCGAACGCCACCAAAAUGCCGCAGGCGUCGGCGAUGAAGCGUCCGGACCCUCAGCAGAACGGCGGCGAGGCGUUCGUCAAUCGCGACGGCACCGUGGCCGAGGCACCGCGCAUGAAAAAGAUCCAGUUCGCAGACCAGAAACAGGAGUUCAACAAGCGGCCCUCCAAGAUCGGUCGUCGUUCUUUGUCGCGCUCCAUUUCUCAGUCGUCCACAGACAGCUACAGUUCAGCGGCGUCAUACACGGACAGCUCCGAUGACGAGACGUCUCCUCGGGACAAACAGCAGAAGAACUCGAAGGGCAACGGCGACUUCUGCAUCAAAAACAUCAAGCAGGCUGACUUUGGACGCCGAGAGAUCGAGAUAGCCGAGCAAGAGAUGCCGGCCCUCAUGGCUCUGAGGAAGCGAGCCCAGGGCGAGAAACCCCUCGCCGGCGCCAAGGUGGUGGGCUGCACCCACAUUACUGCCCAGACUGCUGUGCUGAUGGAAACUCUGUCAGCUUUGGGUGCUCAGUGCAGAUGGGCGGCCUGUAACAUCUACUCCACCCAAAAUGAGGUGGCAGCUGCUCUGGCAGAAGGAGGUUUCAAUGUGUUUGCGUGGAAGGGUGAGUCCGAGGACGAUUUCUGGUGGUGUAUCGAUCGCUGUGUCAACGUGGAAGGCUGGCAGCCCAACAUGAUCUUGGACGACGGUGGCGACCUGACCCACUGGAUCUACAAGAAGUACCCCAAUAUGUUCAAGAAAAUCAAGGGCAUUGUGGAGGAGAGUGUCACUGGUGUGCACAGGCUUUACCAGCUGUCCAAGGCCGGGAAGCUGUGCGUCCCCGCGAUGAAUGUCAACGACUCUGUGACCAAACAGAAAUUUGACAACCUCUACUGCUGCAGGGAGUCUAUCCUAGACGGAUUGAAGAGGACGACUGAUGUCAUGUUUGGAGGCAAACAAGUGGUGGUGUGUGGGUAUGGAGAGGUGGGAAAAGGCUGCUGCGCCGCACUCAAAGCAAUGGGCUCCAUUGUGUACGUCACAGAGAUCGACCCCAUCUGUGCCUUGCAGGCUUGCAUGGAUGGCUUCAGGCUGGUGAAGCUCAAUGAAGUCAUCAGACAAGUGGAUAUCGUCAUCACCUGCACGGGCAACAAGAACGUGGUGGUGCGGGAGAACCUGGACCGCAUGAAGAACGGCUGCAUCGUCUGCAACAUGGGGCACUCCAACACCGAAAUCGACGUGGCAAGUCUGCGGACGCCCGAGCUGACCUGGGAGAGAGUGCGCUCUCAGGUGGACCACGUCAUCUGGCCAGACAGCAAAAGGAUAGUCUUGCUGGCCGAGGGUCGUCUUCUGAACCUCAGCUGUUCCACCGUGCCCACGUUUGUGCUGUCUAUCACGGCCACCACCCAGGCCCUGGCUCUGAUAGAGUUGUAUAAUGCUCCAGAUGGACGCUACAAGCAGGAUGUUUAUCUUCUGCCCAAGAAGAUGGAUGAGUAUGUGGCCAGCCUACAUCUGCCGACAUUCGACGCGCACCUCACAGAGCUGAGUGACGAGCAGGCCAAGUAUCUGGGCUUGAACAAGAAUGGUCCCUUUAAGCCAAACUACUAUCGGUAUUAAAGCAGUCUCGGGGCAGUGCACAAAAGGAGACCGCAGGACUCCUCAAACCGCACAGACUCUUAAGAGGCCGAGGUGGAGGAAGACGGGACAGGGAAGUUAACACACAUCUUUUAGAAUGAAUAUAAGCGGGGAGGAGGGCAGGGCUCCGGCCGCGCCUGAAGGGGCAGUCGUUUAAUUUAUUCCCACUUGACGAUAUUAAUUAAAACCCUGAGGAUAUGCGGCUCAUGCUGUUGUUUGCCACCAGCUCGCUCCCCGGGAAGCCUCGUCUCCCCCCCCCCCCCGGAGGACUUUUGAUUUCCCCUUUUUCCUCUCACGUGUGCGUCGCCACACUCUCCUCCCAUCACCUUUUUAUGGUUUCAACCAAUAUAUAUACUUUAUAAGAAAAACCAUGAUUUAAAAAAAAAAAAAAAUGAAGACAAUUUAUUGAAGAUUUUGUGCUUUUUACCCCCCGCCCUCCCUUGUUCUUUUUGUCGUCGUUGUCGUCAUCUUUUAUACUUUUAUUCUUGUGUAUUGUUCCGGUUAGUGGGAUAAUACCUGGACAGGUGGGAAUUAGCCAAGAUCUCACAGUCCAAUCAUAUUUCUUUUUGUAAGUAUUACUUGACACGCUAUUCCUCCUCGUUAAACUACAGUAGCAGUCCUUUUUUUUUUUUAAAAAAAAGCCUGACUGUACAGUGAUUGGUUCUUCCAGCCGUCACUUAAACUGCCUUUCGGCUUCAGUGUGGCUAAAAAUGAAAAGCAUUCGGGAGAUUUUUAUUAUUAUUAUUCAUAAAAAGUACCAUAUUGUAUUCAAAGUGUUGUCAAAUCAUUACAUACUGUAUAUUUACAUAUUUAUAUAGAAAUGACAAAUUUUCUACAUUUUCUCCCUCUCAUUGUCUUAGAUCAAUAAAUGUAAUCGAGAUAAGCAAUGAAAUAUUCAAAUUAUAUGUGUCAUAAAUGUACCUAUAUGAAUAAAUACUGUGAUUAUAUUAACAAAGAUACCAAAACAUACAGACAGUUGGCUUGGGAACAAAGGAUCCAAAUUUGACGUUUUUCCUUUUUUUAUUAAGUUUAGUUUCCAAACUGAAAUGAUUCUUAUGGAAGCAAGUUUUCCUCGUCUUGCUUUUUCACGUUUUGCGUUCUUCUGCUUAAAGUAGCCGGAUCAACCACGCUGAACCCGCAUGUGCACCGCAGCUUUGAUAUCUCGCGGCUGUGCUGUUAAUAAGAGUGAAACGGAGACCAUCUUGAGCUCGCACAACCGGCUUGGCGAAACACUUAAUUCCCAAAUUGUUCCGGGUGAGAUUUGUGCUUUUCUUUUGCCCUUGAGUGAGUGUGACCUGCACGAGUGAAUGGUGAUUGUAAUAUGUGUGUGUAUGUCGACAUUUGCGUGUGUAUGUGUGCUUUAUAAACAGCUGCCUCAGGAUCCGAGCCUGCGCGUUUGAGGGUGGGAGAAUUUCCAUUUUUUUGUCAGCCUCAAACUGACCAUCGACCCGUGGGUCGGUGGGCAGGGGUGACACCAGCAUCGUGUAUGUAUUAUAUAUAGAAUACACACAUUCUAUAUACAGAUAUAGCAACCUUUAAAAAUCGUAGGAAGGAAAAUAAAUCAUCUCUUGUAUUUAUUGUUGUAAAUCCUUAAAAAAAAAAAAAAAAAAGUGGUGAAAAUUCCUAAACAUGUCUUGUCUCAUAAAGAGAGGAAAGUGAUGACGGUAGAUGACGAGCAAUAAUCUGUAAUCUCUAAUAAAAAUGUAAAAAAUAAACGUAUCCUUGGCCCCCUU
This is a messenger RNA of Phycodurus eques (leafy seadragon), 3606 nucleotides long. RefSeq names its product adenosylhomocysteinase like 2b (gene ahcyl2b). Bases 59 to 1855 code for a protein of 598 amino acids. NCBI's taxonomy places the organism in Eukaryota, Metazoa, Chordata, Actinopteri, Syngnathiformes, Syngnathidae. The record is from RefSeq and is a predicted model, not a curated record. The transcript has 17 exons. Gene Ontology annotation, cellular component: cytosol. Gene Ontology annotation, biological process: L-methionine cycle.